Molecule: messenger RNA, 2589 nt
Organism: Podarcis raffonei (Aeolian wall lizard)
Lineage: Eukaryota; Metazoa; Chordata; Lepidosauria; Squamata; Lacertidae
Product: disintegrin and metalloproteinase domain-containing protein 2-like
Exons: 21
Coding region: 553-2475 (640 amino acids)
Biological process (GO): cell adhesion; binding of sperm to zona pellucida; proteolysis
Cellular component (GO): plasma membrane
Molecular function (GO): metalloendopeptidase activity
Source: RefSeq, a predicted model, not a curated record
GCGGCCCCGCACGAGCGCAGCAGCCCAGGAAGAAGCUGCGCCGGGGGCGGCGCCUCUUUGCUGCAGAAUGAGGCCGAGGGGCACGAAGGCCGCCUUCCUUGGCCCCUAAACUCCUGCCCUUGAAAAAGUCACAGCUACACUGCAAAUGUGUAGUUACAUACAUGCGUACGGACGGACAUACAUUCAAAUCUGCCACCUUAGCUGUCAUGGCUCCAUGCCAUAUAUGCUGAAAAACGGGUCUCAGCGAACAUUCCUCCAAGUGACUGUUCCUCAGAGGAUCCCAUCUUACGUCACUGGAAAUACGAUCCUUUUUAACCAAUGAUUUCAGAGUUUAUACGUAUAGCCAUGGAGGGUCAGCAGUGUCUUUUGUUCCUCCCAUUCAGCCUAGAUACCCCACUCUCUAUGGUGCUGCUGGAGCAGCUUUCAAUGGACUGUCCACAUGAGCAUCAACCCUGACUGUGACCAGAAGGGAAACUGCAGUUGGUCAGCCCAAGAGGAAAGCGCAAUUGCUACUAUCAAGGCUACAUUGAAGGCUAUACUGAUUCCAUUGUGAUGCUCAGCACCUGCCUUGGGCUUAGUGGGCUGUUGCAGUUUGAGAACAGCAGCUACGGAAUUGAGCCAGUUGAAUCUGCUUCUGGAUUUCAGCAUCUUGUUUAUCAGAUUGAAUAUGAAGAUGCAGAGCGUCCACUUUCUGAACAGAAUUAUUCCAUUAGAUGGAGUUCAGGAAUAACGCCAAGGGUAGAAUCAGGAAUACCAGUUAACUUCAGCACCACGAGAUAUGUGGAAAUGCACAUAGUUGUGGCCAAGGGAUUGUAUGACUAUAUGGGUUCAGAUGAAGAUGUUGUGAUGAAGAAAAUCACUCAGCUCAUCAGCUUUAUCAACACGAUGUUUUACAAACUCAACAUGAAGAUUAUACUGUCCUCUAUGGAGUUUUGGAAAGACAGGGAUAAAAUCUCCACCACAGGGACAGCCAAUGAGUUACUGGAAAAGUUUGUGGACUGGAAACUGGUCCACCUUGCUCUACGACCCCACGAUGUUGCAUUCUUGUUUGUCUACAGGAACAGGGGGGAUUCUGUGGGGUCAACAUUUGCAAGAAAGAUGUGCCACAGACCUUCUUCUGCAGCAAUUGCCAUGUAUGAAAAUGGGAUCACGCUGGAGACCUUCUCUGUGAUCGUGGCACAGCUGCUGGGAUUCAGCCUAGGACUGUUCUUCGACAACUCAAGACAAUGCCACUGCCCAGGCACUUGCUUAAUGAGUACCGAUGCUGUGCAGGCCAGCGGCAUCAAGUCCUUCAGCAGCUGCAGUAUAAAAGAUUUCCGGAAUUUUCUGGAGUCCGGAGCAUCGCAGUGCCUCUUGAACAAGCCACGCAUGGAUCUCAUGUACAGAGCCCCCUACUGUGGAAACAAAGUGGUGGAAGACGGGGAGCAGUGUGACUGUGGCACAGCAAAGGAAUGUGAAAGCAAUCCAUGCUGUGAGCCAAAUUGUCUGUUGAGAAGAGGGAAAGCCUGUGCCCAUGGUGAUUGUUGCUGGUCGAGGUAUUGCAGGUUGAAAGCAAAAGGCACAUUAUGCAGAGGUACUAAAGAUGAAUACUGUGAUCUGAAGGAGUACUGCAAUGGUACCUCUGCUGAGUGCACAGAGAAUUUUUAUGUCCAGGAUGGGCAGAAUUGUGAGGGGGAGACAGGGAUUUGCAUGGAAGGAACAUGCCAAAGUGCAGAUUUGUGGUGCCGCAAAGUAUUUGGAAAAGAUUCAAAAAGUGGAUCAUCUCAGUGUUAUGAGGAAAUCAACAGUCAAAAGGACAGGAUGGGACAUUGUGGUUCCUCUGCCAAAGGAUAUGAAAACUGUCAGUGGCAGGACCUCAAGUGUGGCAAGCUGGUGUGUGAAUAUCCAGGUAAAAAGCCUUAUGCUAUCGAAAAUGCAGCAAUAAUUUAUGCAAAGGUGCAGAAUCGUUUGUGUGUCACUUUGGACUACAUGAAAGGGCCGGGAGUGAAGGACCCAUUCUUGGUUCGUGAUGGCUCCAUCUGUGGGGAUAAUAAGGUUUGCAUGACCCAGAAAUGUGUGGAUAGGUCUGUAUUAAAAACAACUUGUGAUCCAGUGAAAAAGUGCAACAGGAAAGGAGUAUGCAACAAUAAAGGAAAUUGCCACUGCAAUAUGGGAUGGGCCCCCCCUGACUGCACGAUGGAAGAUAGAGGAGGCUUGGGUGGAAGCAUUGACAGCACAUUUCGAAGUGCUGCAACUGUAGACGAAACUCUCAACGUUGGUACAGCUACAAGAAACUGGCUCCUGAUUAGCUUUUUCCUUUUCCUGCCUGUCCUGAUUGGCUCGGUCAUCUUGAUCAUAAAAUUGAGGGACUUUUUCUCAAAUGUGAAAGGGGAGGAGGAAGAGGAGGAAGAGGAAGAAGAGGAAGAAGAGGAAGGAAAAGGUUAUGAUAUGAAAAGAUCUCAACAAGCUCAUCAGCCACAGACUGCAAGUGUAUAGGUAAGGACAGCAGAAGCCCUGGCUUGCCAAAAGGUUACAGAAGUUCCUGUUCUUCUCUCCAUGAAGUACAAUGCAUGAAAAUAUUUUAAUUAGAAUCUUUCUUUCUGCUGUGAA